This is a messenger RNA of Baudoinia panamericana UAMH 10762, 660 nucleotides long. RefSeq lists its product as uncharacterized. The annotation marks the transcript as partial. NCBI's taxonomy places the organism in Eukaryota, Fungi, Ascomycota, Dothideomycetes, Mycosphaerellales, Teratosphaeriaceae. The record is from RefSeq and is a predicted model, not a curated record. The transcript has 2 exons.
GCCAACCGUCUGCCAGCACCGACCCUCUUCGUCGGCCCACCGUCCCGCAAUGCCUCGCAGCUCUCCGUCUCCCGGCAAGGCAUCGAGCAAAAAGCCACGCGUGACCCGCUAUUACGCCAGAAGUCGGCUCUAGCCAAAGACCCGGAUCCGAAGGACUUCCCACGCCUCAAGAAACAGAGCGAAAGGGAGGUCGACGCACGAUGGCGAGAGCUACAAAGCACGCUCAACGAAGUCGAGCUCACCGCGCAGAGCUCCACGCACGUCUUCGGCGCCAGUCAUGCCGCCGCUCUGGACCAGCUGCGGAAAGCGCAGGUCGAGCUGGCGAGGGCAUGGGGUCGUGACGCGGAGGUCAUGGGGCGGUAUUCUGGCGCGCAGGAUCUGAUCAAUGACCGCACGAAGACGACCCGUACGCGAGCCGGUACGAAUGCUUCGGUUUCUACCGUCGAGAGCGGGGAGAGCACGGCGCAGAAGAAGGGGCCGGAGAAGCUGGAGGAUGAGACGGCGCAGGACAUUAAGCUCGCUUCGGAGCGGAGGGCGGCGAAUGAGGCGUACUUUAAGAAGGUCGAUGAGGGGGUGAAGGAUGUGGUCGCUAAGCUUGAGGUGGUUGCGGAGGCUAUGAAGGGCGUUGAGGGGGAAAGUCGGAGUUUAUGGAGUGGAAGU